AUGGUUCGCCGGAAAACAUCUGACUCUGAUGGGCAACAAAAUACAGUUAGUGAUCGCAUGAGUUUCGUUUUUGAAGAAACAACAUUUCGCUGGAGCGAAUGGGAUCAACAAAUCAUUCUCGGUUCUUAUUGGGCUGGUUACCUAUUGACUCUCGUUCCAAGUGGUUGGUUAUCAAUAUCUUUAGGAGCAAAGCUAAUGUCUGCCACUGCAGUUUUCUUUAGCUCAUCAGCUACGAUCGCGCUUACUAGUAUUUAUUACUUCGAAAAUGCUUCAUUUCCACUUGUUGUUAGCUUACGAAUACUCAUCGGUGCUGCUCACGGUAUUCUCUUUCCAGUCACCUAUACACUUUGGUCACAAUGGGCGGUACCUAACGAACGCGGUACUUUGGCAUCGAUCGGUUUUUCUGGAACAAACAUCGGAACGUCAUUGGUAGUCCUCGCCGGUGGUCUCUUUUGUCAUUAUAUAGAUUCGGGUUGGAUAUACAUUUUUCUUCUAUCAGGUAUUCUUGGCUUUAUCUGGUUACCAUUAUGGUUAUGGCAGGUGUCUGACGCGCCAGAAAACCAUCGAAGUAUUAGUAAUGCCGAACGACAAUACAUUGUUGGUAUCAUCGGAGAAAAUUCACAGCGUCGUUCUGUAUCAUUGUCUGCAUUGCCGUGGAAGACCAUUGUCCGGUCAAAGCCGAUUAUAGCAUUAUUCCUAACGGAAACAUGUCAACUUGUUGCCUUAUUUUUUUUUCUUAGUAAUCUCGGCAAAAUUCUGCGAGAAAUUCAACAGAUUCCCAGUCAAUAUACCGGUUAUAUACUAGCCUCUGGAUUCGUCUUCAUGUUAGUUGGAAAUAUAUCAGCAGGAAUUGCGGCAGAUAAUCUCGUUCGAAGAAGCAUUAUGACAUUGGUAGGAGUGCGCAAGUUAUUCAAUUCUUUGGGAUCAUUCAUACCUUGUCUGUGUAUGAUUGUAUUCUGUUUUUGUGAUGAAAAACGGAGAAUACUAGGCGUAAUUAACGUCGUAUUCUUCCUUUUGAGUUCAGGUUUCUCCUAUGGCUCUGGUUAUAUCGUGAAUUAUGCAGACGUUGUACCGGCGUAUGCUGGUUUAAUUUUCGGCAUCGUCACUGCAAUUUCGUCGUUUGGUGCAGUAAUCGCAAAUCUAAUAGCAGGAAUCGUGAUUAAGCAGCCCAUACUUGAAGACUGGAGAAAAUUGUAUAUUCUCUUCGGUAUUAUUUAUCUUAUCGGUGGACUAGCUUUCUUGUUAUGGGCUUCAGCUACACCUGAGAGAUGGGCUACUCUGGGAUCUCAACAAGAAAAUAAAACUAUCGAAGAAACAGUACCAAUGAACGAGAGUGAACAGAACGAUAAUAGAACUCGAACGGAUGAACAUUUGUAUAUCAAUGCUUAG
This is a messenger RNA of Adineta ricciae, 1389 nucleotides long. The record is from the annotation of a GenBank genome assembly. NCBI's taxonomy places the organism in Eukaryota, Metazoa, Rotifera, Eurotatoria, Adinetida, Adinetidae.